AUGAGCGCUUCGAGGUUCAUAAAGUGCGUCACCGUUGGCGACGGAGCUGUCGGUAAAACCUGUCUGCUGAUUUCAUACACCAGCAACACUUUCCCUACGGAUUAUGUACCGACUGUUUUCGAUAACUUCAGCGCGAAUGUGGUUGUUAACGGGGCAACGGUGAACCUAGGAUUGUGGGAUACCGCAGGGCAGGAGGAUUAUAACAGAUUAAGACCGUUGAGUUACCGCGGUGCUGACGUUUUCAUCUUAGCCUUUUCUCUCAUCAGUAAGGCGAGUUAUGAGAAUGUGUCCAAGAAGUGGAUUCCUGAGCUGAAGCACUAUGCACCUGGUGUCCCUAUAGUUCUUGUUGGAACUAAACUAGAUCUUCGGGAUGACAAACAGUUCUUCAUUGACCACCCUGGUGCUGUACCUAUCACAACUGCUCAGGGAGAGGAACUGAGGAAGCUAAUUGGAUCCCCUGCAUACAUCGAGUGCAGUUCAAAAUCACAGGAGAACGUAAAGGCGGUGUUUGAUGCAGCGAUCAGAGUGGUUCUUCAACCUCCAAAGCAGAAGAAAAAGAAGAGCAAAGCACAAAAGGCUUGCUCCAUAUUGUAA
Messenger RNA from Microthlaspi erraticum, 594 nucleotides. NCBI's taxonomy places the organism in Eukaryota, Viridiplantae, Streptophyta, Magnoliopsida, Brassicales, Brassicaceae. The record is from the annotation of a GenBank genome assembly.